Molecule: messenger RNA, 709 nt
Organism: Lasiosphaeria miniovina
Lineage: Eukaryota; Fungi; Ascomycota; Sordariomycetes; Sordariales; Lasiosphaeriaceae
Exons: 1
Coding region: 64-447 (127 amino acids)
Source: RefSeq, a predicted model, not a curated record
GCGCCGACGUCAACGCCGGGCGCCGACGUCAGCGCGUGCCUGUUCGUGCGCGUCCUGGCCAAGAUGGAGCGGCUGGGCGCUGCCGUCGUCGUGCCGCGCGUCCCUGCGGUCUCCGCGGCCAUGGCCGACAGGCCCAUGAUGAGCCUCACGUCGACCUACCUCAGGAAUAUCAGGGACGUACUGCCCAAGGGCGGCGAUGUGCCUGGAGCCCAAAGGCGAACUACCUCAGGGACAUGGCGACGGCGAAGUGGGGGAGCAUAUCGAGGGACUUGGAGUUUACGUGAAAUUGCGUGGUGGACUCGGUUGUGUUUACUGUUUACAGACCUCCUGAUUUCGACGGCGUCGUGUUACGGAGUAGCUGUGAUAGUGUUGCAUUUGACCUGCACUCACACUCUCGGCUCCAAAUUUAGACAUGAUCAAAGACACGGCAAGGAAUCCUUCCAAUGACGCCUAGAUCACAAAUGGGCCUUAUUGCGAUGACGCCAGGAUAAUUGGUGAGAGCCGUGUUUUCGUAGUAUAGAUCGUGUCGGUCCCGGGAACACCCCUGAACACGAAGCCCACAACACCCACACUGCUCACAAGGGCACCCCGCCGUUUAGCGGCGUGGAUCCUCGCCGCGUGUGCAUGGGUCCGGAGGUAGGCCGCGUGGAUGUCGAUUGAAUGGAGUACAAAUGGAACGUGCGCACCCAGUCUGUGGAGCAAGUGGCUG